UACACGAAAAUAUUAAAGUUUUCUAAUUUUGAUAACAAGUAAAAAAUAAUCUCAAUGUUACUGCUACAAUCAUAACAUUUUGAAGUUUCACCAUCUGAUAAAGUUAAAUUACACAAAGCUAAGCUAUUCGAUCAAAGAAAAAAAAUGAAAGACUCAUUGAACGCAGCGAUACGGAGGAAGUUGUGCAACAAGAAUAAAAAUGUAAAAUAUGUACAUACAUGUAAAAAUAUAUCAACAAAAAAUCUGAAGAAAGUUGCUUUUUUGUCUGGGUUGUCCAGGUUUGGCGGAAAGAAAAACGAUACGUUAGGCCCAGGUAUAUAUAACAUUAGUUUUCCAAAAUUCCAAACUAAGAAAAAUGGAAAGUUUCCUGGUCGACCACAAGAUUUAAAAAUAAAUUCGAAUUUACCGCCUACAUUGUAUGCAGAUGGUUUGAAACACCAUACGAUUCAGACUCGAGUUGAAAAGAAGAUUACCGCCAGAGGACCUUAUGAUACGUUUACAGGACCUAGGGAUUCAAGUACUUUGAUGGGACUUACUGCCGAAAAAAAAUGUUAUUUUUUAUCUGACAAUUGGCCACUCCCACUAGAGACCUACGCGUCUAAAAGUCAUCGAACUUACACAAAUGUAUUCAAACAGGAGUCACCGAGAAAAAAAAUAGAUCAUAGUGUGCCGUCAUUUUCUUGUGCAAACAUGCCCAACUGGUUAUCAAAAAAAACAAAUAAGUAUCCGUUUAAUGAUUCAAAACGGGCCGGCAACAGUUUGAAAAUGAUCGAAGAUUCCCUCAAACCGGGACCGGGACACUACAAUAUCAAUGUUCAUAAACGAUGCACAACAAAUGGACCCACGAGCGUAUUUAAGAGUACUACAGUGCAAAGGUUACAGAUAGUACGCCAAAGCUAUAGCAUAUUUGAUUAAAAAUGAAAAACUUUUAAAAAAUCGAUUCAAUAAUUGACGUUUGUAAAAUACAUCGUCAUUGUCAAGGAAAUUAUCAAAUUUACAUAAUAGAUAUUAUUAUAAAAGUAAUAAAGUACAAAAAAUGAUUUGUGAAUUUUGUUUUUUUAUUUUUUCAACCAUAGAUAUAGCCGAUAUAGGUAUAGAAACAACGGUUUACUGUGUUCAUAAAAAAGUAAAGAACCAAAAAAAAACAAAAAAUGAAUACAAACAUUAUUUAGUUUGUGGAAGUUAUUGAUGUAUUAGCCAAUAUUAUACCUCAACGCAGAGCAUUCCUCCUAAAUUAAUAGA
Acyrthosiphon pisum (pea aphid) is the source of this 1242-nucleotide messenger RNA. RefSeq lists its product as uncharacterized. The transcript is spliced from 4 exons. Bases 145 to 915 code for a protein of 256 amino acids. Lineage: Eukaryota; Metazoa; Arthropoda; Insecta; Hemiptera; Aphididae. The record is from RefSeq and is a predicted model, not a curated record.